Salvia hispanica is the source of this 699-nucleotide messenger RNA. Its product is annotated as small ribosomal subunit protein uS17y-like. Lineage: Eukaryota; Viridiplantae; Streptophyta; Magnoliopsida; Lamiales; Lamiaceae. Gene Ontology annotation, biological process: translation. Gene Ontology annotation, molecular function: structural constituent of ribosome. The record is from RefSeq and is a predicted model, not a curated record. Gene Ontology annotation, cellular component: cytosolic small ribosomal subunit; ribosome.
AGUUGCGCAGCUUCAUUCUCCGCUGCUGCCGACUAGGGUUUUUGCUCCACACACAGUCACACACGCACACGCGCAGCCAUGGCGGAACAGACCGAGAAGGCUUUUUUGAAGCAGCCCAAGGUGUUUCUAUGCUCUAAGAAGUCUGGUAAGGGUAAGGCCCCAGGAAAGGGAGGCAACCGCUACUUUAAGAGCAUUGGACUCGGAUUCAAAACCCCGCGCGAGGCUUCUGAAGGCACAUACAUUGACAAGAAGUGCCCUUUCACUGGUAAUGUAUCCAUCAGAGGGCGUAUCCUUGCUGGAACUUGCCACAGCGCAAAGAUGAUGCGGACUAUCAUUGUUAGACGUAACUACCUCCACUGGGUGAAGAAGUACCAACGAUAUGAGAAGAGGCACUCCAACAUACCAGCUCACAUUUCCCCAUGCUUUCGCGUUAAGGAAGGCGACCAUGUCACCAUUGGUCAAUGCAGGCCAUUGUCCAAAACUGUGAGGUUCAAUGUUCUUAAGGUUAUUCCAGCUGGUUCUUCUGGUCUUGGGAAGAAGGCUUUUACAGGGAUGUGAGUUAGGCUAUAUGAGUUGUUUAAACUUUUUGAAAGGAUGUGUUUUGAAUUUUUAUUGUUUCAGUUGGUACUGUUAUCAGUGCCUCGCAGACGGCAAAAAUCUUGACAUUUUAUGACAUUUUUGUGAUAGUUUUCUGAUUGA